Molecule: messenger RNA, 5640 nt
Organism: Anopheles cruzii
Lineage: Eukaryota; Metazoa; Arthropoda; Insecta; Diptera; Culicidae
Gene: Atg101
Product: autophagy-related protein 101
Exons: 3
Coding region: 2458-3114 (218 amino acids)
Biological process (GO): autophagosome assembly; autophagy
Cellular component (GO): phagophore assembly site
Source: RefSeq, a predicted model, not a curated record
ACAGUGUAGUUUGCAAGCGGAGAGUGGAUGUGAGGUGUUUGCUGUUGAACUGUUGAAAUGAAACGCGUUUUCAACUAUUUAUGUGGUCGGGAUACCAUAAAGCAAUCAUUGCCACAAAAAAGGCAUUCUUAAGCUGUACCCCCCGAGUAUUUGUUGUGCUAACCUUCGAACUUGUUUUCCUUCAAGGUGAAAUCUGUUUAUGUGUUUACAUGAACUAUAAAAUGAUUUGUACUUUCAUCACCUCAGUUUCGCAAUAAGAGUGUGCUAUGUGUUUGUUUUGUGUAUGUUUGGAUUGUGCGUCUUGGAACAUGGCAAUAAAACGUACGUUUGCUUCUGCCCGAACUGUGUCGAAAAAGCGAACGGCGAAAUGUAAUCCACGAGCAGUGAAAAACAAUGACCAGCAGGACGAAUGCAUCUUGGAGUAGGGUUGUAGCUGUGUGAGUGGGAAAUCGCCCUUUUCUUAUUCGAAACAGACGGAGUUGAAUUCAUGGCUCACUAGUGACGAAGUGUUGUUUUGCCAAUCGAAUGCGACCUGCUGCAAACUGCGAAAACACUUAUUUAUAAUUCCGCUUACUAUUGGCACUGUUGCAGCGCGCAUAUGAUGUUAUAAACUUGUUCGUUCCCUGCAUCACCAUCAACAUGUUCGAUUCUCAGUGUACUUUUGGCGCGAUUGGACGAGCGAUUGCAACACUGCUGUGUUUGUAUGAAGGCAAAACAAUCAACUAUUGAACAAUGAAGGAAACAAUAAUCUUCCGACGGAUGGAUUGAAGAGUUAAGUUCGUUGUGAUUUCAUCGUGUGGUUUCGUUUUUUUUCUACGUCUGUGGCUUUUGACACCUGUCUGGUGGUCUGCCCGCAACCGGCAGGUCGGGUGCACGGCCUUCGGUGGUGGACAGAUAAGGUGCUACACAAACAAAUUCUCGUGCACAUAAGCAUGCACCCAUCGGUCAUGUACUGCCUUCGUGUUUCGUGUAGGGUCUUUGUCGGUUGUGUAGGGUACGACACUCCUUUUGAAAGCUAUAAAAUAGUGAUCCGCUGAUCCAAUUAAGUUAAGCCAAGGUUCGCCAACCAAACGCUAAACGAUCAAUCUUCCACAUGCAACUUUAAAUGAGAUAAAGAGAGAGCGAGAAAAAGAGAAGAAUAGAUAAAGAAAGAAAGAAACAAAAAAAACAAACAAACAAUCAAACAAGCAAAGCAACAAAGAAAGAGAGAAACAAAGAAAGAAAGAAAGAAAGAAAGAAAGAAAGAAAGAAAGAAAGAAAGAAAGAAAGAAAGAAAGGACCUCAACAGUACUUGGAAGUUGUACGGUGCCUUACCGGACAGGGGCCCAGUUGCCGCCGCCACUGACAACCAAGCAGCAAUGGACAACCGUUUCGUUUAAAUGACGGCCAAGGUCACAGCAACGACGGUUGCGGUCCGUUUGGUAGAAACGGAGGUCUGGUGGAAUACGUUCUAUUUGGAUUUGAAGUAAAAGUUGGCAGCCCCAUCAGAGAGUCCGUAGUUGUACCAGUCAGGCUACGUCUCACAACAUUUACUCCUAAAUGAAGUAUUGCCAAUGGAGUGGAUCUAGAGUACAUCAAGAGACAUCAAGCAGAUAUAGCAGUGAUGAUUGAACUACCUGCUAACCCAUCGAGUUCUAUCUCUGGCUACACUUCGAUCUCCCGUUCAAAUGUUUGAUGAUUCUAGAUAUUUGUUUAUAUCCAGCGGUCGGUGAGAUGUCGCCGUUUGUUGCGUAUUGUGGAAGACACCUACAGGCAGGUCUUCGACGGUAGCUUCUGCUAGCACGGGCGAGUUUUUUUGCAAAAAGACUACGUAAAGAACAUAUUGUGGCUCGUCCGUAGAUCGUCAUCCGUCUCGCUGCUCCAAUAAACCGGUUUCUAAGCGAAAGAAGUCAGUUCGAAAACUGAUAGAACAUCAACUUGAAUGCAAAACUUUAAGUAGGUGCUUAAUACGGCUUUGCCCGUUCUAAUAAUAAUAGAGAAAAAAACGUAACGUACGUAAAGAACUUUCCACAUUCAGAUAUUCAGAUCCAGGCCGGUAGCAAUCCCGCGGUGUGGAUACCCUUACGGCAAUCAGACACAAAAUAGCGGUAACCAGGAGAAGCCUAUCCAUUGCGUGCUGAACUAGAAAUCGGUUGCAGGAGGAACGGAACAGUAACGGAUCCUUUGGCGACACAAUACGGUACAUGGAUAGCAUCCAGCUCUACACAUACUUUUACUACUACGGCUACUACUUUUAAUAUAACUGUAUAGCAAUAACAAUGCUCAUUCUGACAUCUCGCUCGUACGCACAUUUUCUAUCGCAGGUAUACGAUUAAUUUUCAAUUCUGAGUUUAUAGUUGUGGGCAGUCUAAGAAAUUGUUAACGUUUUCCUUUCCUCUUGGGUUCCGAAUCACACGAAAACACAGCUGUUUGAGCAUUAGAUUUCCGCCAAUUUGAAAGUAUCAUUCCAGUUGCAGAAUGAAUGCUCGUUCGCAAACCUUUGACUUGCGAAUGGAAGGCCGGCAGGUGGAUGAGGCGGUAUCCAGCAUUUUCCACACGAUCCUGUUCCAUCGCAGCCUGGGGAAGUUUAUGUACACGGGCGAAGCGAUGUACUCGGUCGGUACAAUAGGUUACCAUGACGUCGAUUGCGACUUUAUCGACUUCACGUAUGUUUGCUGUACAUCACCCGCGCUCGAACAGACGUUGCGCCGUGAAAUCGGCAACUUCAGCCGGCAGCUACGUAGUAACGACAGCAGUGGCACGGGCCAGAUUUCGCUUGAAUUUUAUCAGCGUAAGAAAACACGUUGGCCGUUUACGACCGACUGCAUCCCAUGGGAGGUGUGGACGAUACGGCUUGAACUGAUCACGCUCACAAACGAAGAUGAUCGGCUUGUGUGCAGAGAGCGCGUUGGGGAUAUGCUCACCGACAAGAUUUUCUGUAUCAGUGAAAUCAUGAACCGGCACGAUUACGUGCCGAAGAUACCGAACCAGACCGAGCUGGACAUGGUGUUCGAUACGAACUACCCGGAUGUGCAGCCGUACCUUUUUCAGUUCAAGUUCAGCACCGCCAGUCCAACCGGUACCUUGGUUGGGAACACGAUGAAAAAGUUGAUUAAGGGAACAUUCUCUUUGUGACUAACACGUACGCAUGCUCUUAUGUUAGUGCGAACUUUUGUAGUGUUCGCGUGGACUAUUCUUUAUUAUGUAUCUGUUCCCGACCAUGCUUUUAAUGUUGUUUGUUAUUUGUUUCCGAAUCGCAAAAGAUUCUAUCGUUUUUAUGUUUGUUAGCAUGAGCAAAGUUAGUGAUGGACUAUGCUGGCCGCGGAAUUUCGGCUUAAUGCAUUCAGGUGCUGUUCGUAAGGUAUGUGCUACUUUUUGAUGCCGAUAGAACAUCGAGGCUAGUUGUUUCGUAAACACCAAAAAGAGAUUCUUUUUCAUUUGGAAAGAAAAUAAUUAUUUUAAGGGUUGUAUGGACAUUGUUCUUAACCGGUUUUACAACGAGACAUUUGACUGUAGUGUAUGAAGAGGAGUGACCGUCUAAUCUGACCCGGGUAUCAAGCAGCAUGCAGUGGAAUAACAAUGCUCGAGCGUGAUGCAAUUUAAAUAAAUUAGGAACAGCAACUUAUAACAUAAUUUAACAGUAUGAUGUCUCGAAGAUACACAAAACUGGCGGCGAGCUACUAGUAGCAAGUGAUAAGAUGAUGAAGACAAAACAAACACGCGCGACUGAUGAUGAUGAAACUGCAAGCGCUAUAUCCACAUCCCUGCAAUACAUGUAUAUAGACAAGCACACUGUUAUUUAUAAGAUGUAAAGAGAAUCGUUUGCGAAAACACAGCGUUUGUUUGGUAAUAGAAGAUAGGUGAUCACCAGCAUACCUAAUAAUGGAUGAAACAAAUGGGUUAGAUGCACAGUCAUACAAGUAAGGUUUCUGUUUGAUGAUUUAGUGUAGCCCCUUAUCCCGUGUUCGUGCUUAGUUUAAAGGAAAUUUUAAAGCAAAGGCUGUACCUCAAAUCUAUGGGGUUUCGUUUAUGUUUAAAAAAACCCUAUAUGUACUGGACGAAUGGAUGCUCUAGAUUCGCUGUAGAUAUAAGGACAUGUACAUGCAAAAGUAUCGUAGCGCCGAACAAAAAAUGUAUGGCUUCUCUUAAUGCUUAUAUGCGUGUGAAAAAUACGGGUUCCAAUCGCAAAACGUAUGCUUUGAAAAAAAUACAAGAGUACUUGAAGGAGAUUGCCUAAAAGACACACGAAACUCAAAACCCUUGCGUUACGCUUAACAAGAGAAAGGGAAGACACAGUAUACUUGAAAGAAGUUCAGUGUAUUUCAGAAAAUCGUGGUUCAUGUAAGGUCUUGUUUGGAGCUAAAAUGCUAGCAAAACAAAGCAAGCAUUAAAAGAACUUGUAUAAUAUCAGAGAUACAAAAUGCAGACCAUUUUCGUAUGCACACUUCACUGAGUUAAUAGUCGCGACAUAAACGGCCCAUGCUCUAUGUUGUAGACCGCUGGAUGUCACAUAGUGCAAGUCGUGCCGUGUCUUUCGAAUGUUAAGUAUGUAAAUAAUUUAUAAAAAUUAUUGUUACUGCGUGUACACCGUGUGUGCACCGUGUAACCGUGACCAACAGUUUCAUCAUGUCUGUGUUUUCAUAUUCCAGUGUAGCGUUGUGGUUUUAAUUUUUCAUUUCAAUCUAUAGGACUUAAGUGACAGAUUUACCAAAAAUGAGGAAUGCGAUAAAAUAACAAUUAUGUGCAAUAGUAAUUGUUUCAGCAUAUAUCGUUCAGAUAUUCACAUAAUGAGCAGAUCGUGGCAAAUAAAUCGAAAAAAGAAUUUUGGUUCGAUAAACGUAGGAUGGUGUACGAUAUGCUUUCGAAGAUUUUCAACCAAUAGAUAUCAAGUUUAUCGAUGACUGCAAUAAUGCUUUCAAAAUUGAAACAUUGUUGUUUGAAACGAUGUUUUCUAUUCUACUCUAACUAUGUAAGUAAGUAGGUUUGCGCUGGCAAUGUUUUAUUUUUAUCACGAGCUUCUGAAUUCAGGUUUGAAAUGAAACUGUUUUGCGAUGUUUUAUUUUCUAUUAGGAAUAAAAAAGUAUAAUAAACCCCGUUAUGAUCGCAUUUGCUCGUUCAAAAUAGAGAAUAUGUAAAGUGCGCCCUGAGGCUGCGUAAUGUAAGUUAAACAGAUAACGAAAUCACCUGCGUCCCACCUACACAAAAAAAACAAGAGCGUGCGUGUGGGCUUUAGAUACAUUGAGAUACAUGUAAAAUUGAAAUAUCGCAGCAAAAUAAAUAUCGAAACUGAUAACGUUAAAUAAUGCACAUAUGGCCAUAUAUAAUAUAAACGGCAUGUUAAAGAAGCUACCUGAUGAGUUUAACAUACGAAACGAAUGGGCAAGACAAAAAGACGUAACAACGUCAAUUUUGCUUUCCAACCGUGCUGCAGAAGCGUAAUGUGACCAAAAGAGUACGAACUGAAUUGAUAAGGCAGGGGAGAUACACUAGCAAAUAAGUGAAACCUAUAAAACCGCAAAAGUUACAACGAACCCGUUGCAGGUUACAGGAAGUGUCGGAUUUGGUUUUAAUGUUUUUCCUUUUUUAGGUUCUGACGAUUAAAAACUUCUUCUACUAAUUUCUCGUGGUUCCCCAAAAAUUAUUGUACUGAGUGAGUGUAAG